ACAUUAGUUUGCUUUUGCCAUUUCAAUGGUCAACAUCGUGGAGCAGUUGGCAUCCAUUCCAUUCUAGUGCUCGAUGUGUAUCAUAGUAGCUGAUCUGAUUUAAUUUAAACACUCGUUACUAAUUGCUUUCAAUUUAAUUUGAAGUAUUAUCACAGCUCGAGUGGGUGGAUGGUCAAGUAAUCAACUUGUUAUAUAAAGCUUGAGAAAAUAUACAUACAUACAUACAUACAUACAUAUAUACAAUGGAUCAAGCAGAUAAUACACAAAUGCGUCGAUCUAUAUCGAUGCCAGUUAAACCACGACCAAUUGAACCGAAAUCACUUAAACGCUCGGAGGAAAAGGAGAAAAUUAACGAUUCCCGAGACUAUUAUCCAGAAAGUCCAAUUGUGGAACGGCGAAAAAAAUGUGAAUUGGCUAGCAGCAUAAGUAGAAGUGCGAAUAACGUACCCUGUACCAGUGAUUGGGUUGGCAGUACAAUGGAAUUGAAUCUAGAUUCACGCUAUAGUGAUGUUGAUCAUAUGAGUGCACGACGUCGUCAUCAUCGUGUCAUCGAAAAGAGUGGCAAUGAAAAUGUCAACAUCCGACGCAUACCCCAAAAGUCGUGGCGCUAUGUUCGAGAUUUGGUAACCACAAUGAUUGAAUUAGAUUGGAAAUAUAUGCUGACGAUUUUUAUUGGUACCUACUUCGCCACAUGGUUAUUCUUUGCUUUGCUAAACUAUAUGGUUGCAUAUUCGCAUGGCGAUCUAAUGUUUGACGAAGUGACUGGCGAGCGUUUGGGUGAGGGGAAGGAGCCCUGCAUUAAAGGCGUAUAUAAUUUCGUCUCGAUGAUCAUCUAUUCGGUGGAAACCCAAACAACAAUCGGUUUUGGCGAGAAAUACGCAAGCGAUGAGUGUCCAGAGGCUAUAUUCCUAUUUGUGAUGCAAAUGAUUAUUGCAAUUGGAAUUGAAGGCAUGUUGGUCAGUAUGGUAUAUGCGAAAGCAGCUCGGCCAGCCAAGCAAAUUACGAAAUUGAAGUUUAGCGACAAAGCGGUGAUUUGCUUCCGCGAUGAUAAGCUUUGCCUGUUAUUUCGCGUCUGUGACCCACGCAAACAACAAACGAUCGAAUCGAAAAUACGUGUAUAUCUCAUAACGGACAAAACCACGCGUGAAGGCGAGUUCGUGCAAACGCGUACUGAGCUAAAAUUGGAUGGUGGCGGUGAGCAAAUUAUUGUUUGGCCUGAAAUUGUAUGCCAUGUCAUUGAUGAGACAAGUCCAUUGCACUACUUGAGGUCAGCAAAAGAUUUGAAUGAGGCACAAUUUGAAUUAUAUGUGUCAAUAGUUGGCACUUCAGCAGCCACCGCAAUGGUAACAGAGGCGCGCACUUCUUAUGUGCCAUGUGAAGACAUCUUCUGGGGACAGCGCUUCGUCAACAUUAUCAGUUAUGAUACGCGAAAUGAGCACUAUAUUGUGGACUAUAGAAAUUUCAAUACAACCAUAUCGGUUGACAUGAAAUCUAGCUACGAUCGCGGCGUCGAAUGAAUAAAAUAUUAAUUAAUAUAGCUGUUAGACUUUCUUGAGCUGAUUACGAAUCUGUAAGUAUAAAAUUUCCAUCAGCUCCAGAUUUU
This is a messenger RNA of Rhagoletis pomonella (apple maggot), 1603 nucleotides long. It is a transcript of the gene Irk3, whose product is annotated as ATP-sensitive inward rectifier potassium channel 12. Gene Ontology annotation, molecular function: inward rectifier potassium channel activity. Gene Ontology annotation, cellular component: plasma membrane. The coding region runs from base 243 to 1517 and encodes 424 amino acids. NCBI's taxonomy places the organism in Eukaryota, Metazoa, Arthropoda, Insecta, Diptera, Tephritidae. Gene Ontology annotation, biological process: potassium ion import across plasma membrane; regulation of monoatomic ion transmembrane transport. The transcript is spliced from 7 exons. The record is from RefSeq and is a predicted model, not a curated record.